AUGGUGUCUCAAGAGGCCAAGCUCGAGUUCUUCUACGACGUCAUAUCUCCAUAUACAUAUCUCGCCUGGCAGACACUAAAGCAAUACAGUACCAUAUGGGAUAUCCGUGUGGUAUUACGUCCGGUAUUCCUUGGAGGCAUUAUGAAGGGUAGCAAUAACCGCCCGCCAGCUGUGGUCCUCAACAAGGGAAGGUUCAUGCAGGAAGAUCUCCGAUUACUAGCGGCCGCACCAAACCAGAAGAUACGAGAAAAGCUCACUGACUCCGCCUUCAAGGCUGUCUGGGAGGAUAAGAGUCUCAGAGAUGCACAGAACAAUCUAGCUCAAAUCAAUGACGAGUUUUUACGUGGAAUUUGUACGACCGCCGGCCUCGACGAGACGGAUACCAAGAAGUUGUUUGAGGACGCGAAGACGAUUGGUAAAGCGGAGCUCACUGAUACGACUAGCGAGGCGUUGGAGGUCAGUCAAGUUGGCUGCAGAUUCGAAGACUUCCGACUUCAGAAAUAUAAUGCCUUUGGUGCUCCUACCAUCGUCGUUCAUGUUUGCGGCAAACCACACAUGUUCUUCGGCAGCGACCGUUGGGAGCACAUUGCCUUCCUCCUCAAUAAGGACUAUUACGGCAUUAAUCCGGCGAGGAAAACUCCAAACAGCCGACUUUAA
This is a messenger RNA of Perkinsus marinus ATCC 50983, 657 nucleotides long. RefSeq names its product Glutathione S-transferase kappa, putative. Gene Ontology annotation, biological process: glutathione metabolic process. The transcript is spliced from 4 exons. Gene Ontology annotation, molecular function: glutathione peroxidase activity; glutathione transferase activity. NCBI's taxonomy places the organism in Eukaryota, Perkinsozoa, Perkinsida, Perkinsidae. The record is from RefSeq and is a predicted model, not a curated record. Gene Ontology annotation, cellular component: mitochondrion; peroxisome. Bases 1 to 657 code for a protein of 218 amino acids.